GCCGCCGCCCAUUGGCCGGCCCCAGUGUCGGUGAAGUCAGCUCGGAGUAGCAGAAAAACAGAGCGGGGCUGACUGCAGCGUGGAGCGCGAGCAGGGCUGGAGGCGCGCUGGCCCUUGCCGGGAACCUGCGAGGUCUCGUUUGUUAACCACCUUCUAAACAUUUGUUGUGCAAGUGUAACGUGGCAAGCCAAACACGGAGCUGAGGUUUCACAGACAAAAGCCACUGCCCUUGAGGAGCUGUCUGGAGUUGGCAUCCAUUGGAAGACUCUGAGAUCCUCUCUGCCCAGAACUCCAGGACCAAUGCAUCUUCCCACUGCCUUAAAACACUGGACUGAAGAGAUGGCUCAGAGGUGGUUAGAAGCACUUGCUGUAUGAGCACCAAAGCUGAAGCUGGCAUCCCACAGCUCAUGGAACAAGCUGAGCCCUCCAGAGCUGCAGCUGGAGAAGUCUUGCCUGCCGCCAGUAUGAGUUCUGAAUGUGAUGUUGGAGGCUCUAAAGCUGUGGUGAAUGGCUUGGCAUCUGGCAGCCAUGGGCCAGACAAAGCCAACCCUUUACGUGCUCGCUCUAUAUCUGCUGUUAAAAUAAUUCCCGUGAAGACAGUGAAAAGCCCUUCAGGUCUAGUACUCCCUCCAGAUAUGGACCCUACAAAAAUCUGCACUGGGAAAGGAACGGUGACUCUUCGGGCCUCGUCUUCCUACAGGGAAACCCCAAGCAGCAGCCCCGUGAGCCCCCAGGAAUCUCCGAAGCAUGAAAGCAAGUCAGGCCUGGAGCCAGAGGACAGUUUAGCAGAGGAAUGGAGACUUUCUUCCAGUGCUGAUACCAAUGGCAACGCCCAGCCCUCCCCACUUGCUGCCAAGGGCUAUAGAAGUGUGCAUCCCAGCCUUUCUGCUGACAAGCCCCAGGGCGGUCCUUUACUAAAUGAAGUUUCUUCUUCCCACAUUGAAACCGAUUCCCAAGCUUUCCCUCCAACAAGCAGACCUUCGUCUGCCUACCCCUCCACCACCAUUGUCAACCCUACCAUAGUGCUCCUACAGCACAACCGAGAUCCUGCCUCAGAGAGAAGAGCGGGUGAGCAGGACCCAGUACCAACCCCAGCAGAACUCACCUCGCCCGGCAGGGCUGCCGAGAGGAGGGCCAAAGAUGACAGCAGACGGGUGGUGAGGAGUGCGCAGGACCUGAGCAAUGUGUCUAUGGAUGAAGUGGGCAUCCCACUCCGGAAUACCGAGAGAUCGAAAGACUGGUACAAAACUAUGUUUAAACAGAUCCACAAGCUGAACAGAGAUGAGGACUCUGACCUGCAUUCUCCUCGGUACUCCUUCUCUGAAGACACAAAGUCUCCCCUUUCUGUGCCUCGCUCAAAAAGUGAGAUGAACUACAUCGACGGGGAGAAAGUGGUUAAGAGGUCCGCCACGCUUCCCCUCCCAGCCCGCUCCUCCUCACUCAAGUCCAGCCCAGAGAGAAACGACUGGGAGCCCCCAGAUAAGAAAGUGGAUACGAGAAAAUACCGGGCAGAGCCCAAAAGCAUUUACGAAUACCAGCCUGGCAAGUCUUCCGUCCUGACCAAUGAGAAGAUGAGUCGGGAUAUAAGCCCAGAAGAGAUAGAUUUAAAGAAUGAACCUUGGUAUAAAUUCUUUUCGGAAUUGGAGUUUGGGAGACCGCCUCCCAAAAAGAUAUGGGACUAUACUCCUGGAGACUGCUCUAUCCUUCCUAGAGAGGAUAGAAAGACUAAUCUAGAGAAAGAUCUCAGCUUCUGCCAAGCAGAGAUAGAGGCAGAUUUAGAGAGAGUGGAGGCGGUUAAUAAAUCACCCAGUGCAAACUCGCCACAGAGCUCAGCAGUCAGCCCGACUCCAGACAUUACAUCAGAGCCUCCUGGAUAUAUAUAUUCUUCCAACUUCCACGCAGUGAAGAGAGAAUCGGAUGGGACCUCCGGGGGUCUCGCCACCUUGGAGAACGAGAGGCAGAUUUAUAAAAGUGUCUUGGAAGGUGGCGACAUUCCUCUUCAGGGCCUGAGUGGGCUCAAGCGACCUUCCAGCUCAGCUUCCACUAAAGUGGAUCGUAAAGGCGGGAAUGCUCACAUGGUUUCUUCAUCAUCAGUUCAUAGCCGAACGUUUCACACUAGCAAUGCUUUAGGCCCUGGGUGUAAGCACAAGAAACCCCUGUCAGCUGCGAAAGCCUGCAUUUCGGAGAUCCUUCCUUCUAAAUUCAAACCCAGGCUCUCUGCUCCCAGCGCUCUUUUGCAGGAACAGAAGGGUGUCCUGUUGCCCUCAGAGAAGGCUCAGAGCUGUGAGAACCUUUGUGUUUCUUUGAAUGAUUCCAGAAGAGGCCUCCCACUCCGGGUUGGGGGGAGCAUUGAAAACCUGCUCCUGCGCUCCCGCCGGGAUUCUGACAGCAAGUUCAGUAGCACCAUGAGCCUUCAGGAGUACGGCACCAGCUCCAGGAGGCCCUGCCCCCUCUCCAGAAAGGCUGGACUGCACUUCUCCACGUUCUACCGGGACAUGCACCAGAUCAACCGAGCUGGCCUCUCCUUAGGCUCCAUCUCCUCCUCAAGUGUGCGAGAUCUUGCCUCCCACUUUGAAAGGAGCAGCCUGGCGUUAGCCAGGGGCGAGCUGGGCGCUAGCCAAGAGGGCUCAGAGCAUAUCCCCAAGCACACGGUGUCCUCCCGGAUCACGGCCUUUGAGCAGCUCAUCCAGCGCUCCCGGUCCAUGCCAGCCCUGGAUUUCUCUGGCAGGCUGAGCAAGUCCCCGACACCUGUGCUCUCUAGAAGCGGCCUGACCUCAGCACGGUCAGCAGAAUCCCUCCUCGAGUCUACCAAGCUCCGUCCCAGAGAGAUGGACGGGAUGGACUCCGGAGGGGUCUAUGCGUCCCCCACAUGUAGCAAUAUGGCGGACCAUGCCUUGAGCUUCCGGAGCCUUGUGCCCUCUGAGCCUCUUUCCAUCUGCUCAGAUGAGCUAGACCACUGCUCAAAUGUUUCUAAUGACAGCCGGGAGGGCAGCGGGGGCAGUGUUCACGGAGACUUUCCCAAACAUCGCCUCAACAAGUGCAAGGGCACCUGCCCGGCUUCAUACACCCGGUUCACCACCAUCAGGAAGCAUGAGCAGCAGUCCUCCAGGCAGCCAGAUUGGCGCUCGGAUUCCAGGGGGGACAAGAACAGUCUCCUCAGAAACAUCUACCUGAUGAGCCCCCUCCCUUUUCGAUUGAAAAAGCCCCUCCAACAGCACCCCAGACAGCCUCCCCCCAGUGACUCCUCAGAGUCCCCUGCUGGCCAGAAGGCAGACCUUCCCUGCCAGGGCCCUCAGGACCAGCCCCACCCUGCGGGGAAACCCCUGGUCCCCGCUCGCCUGUCUUCCCGACACACCAUGGCAAGGCUUAGCCACAGCUCAGAACCCCCUCUGGACAGAUCCGCAGGCCUGGAGGAUUGCACAGGGGCCAUUAAUAACGGGAACCCUGUGCCCUACUCAGACCAUGGCUUGGACGGGAACAACAACCCGCAACGUGAACUGGCAGCGGCCCGUGGAGAUUCAGAGUCACCAAGACAUUUUAUACCAGCUGAUUACUUGGAGUCCACAGAAGAAUUUAUCCGGAGACGGCACGAUGAUAAAGAGAAACUUUUAGCGGACCAGAGACGACUUAAGCGAGAGCAAGAAGAGGCUGAUAUUGCAGCUCGCCGCCACACAGGUGUCAUCCCGACUCAUCAUCAAUUUAUCACUAAUGAGCGCUUUGGGGACCUCCUCAAUAUAGAUGAUACGGCAAAAAGGAAAUCUGGGUUAGAGAUGAGACCCGCCCGAGCCAAAUUUGACUUUAAAGCUCAGACACUGAAGGAGCUGCCUCUGCAGAAGGGAGACAUUGUUUACAUCUACAAACAGAUCGAUCAGAACUGGUAUGAAGGCGAACACCACGGCCGGGUGGGAAUCUUCCCACGCACCUAUAUCGAGCUUCUUCCUCCAGCUGAAAAGGCGCAGCCCAGAAAGUUGGCACCCGUACAGGUUUUGGAAUACGGAGAAGCCAUUGCGAAGUUUAACUUUAAUGGCGAUACACAAGUAGAAAUGUCUUUGCGAAAGGGGGAGAGGAUCACGCUGCUCCGACAGGUGGAUGAGAACUGGUAUGAAGGGAGGAUUCCCGGGACAUCCCGCCAAGGCAUUUUCCCUAUCACCUAUGUAGAUGUGCUCAAGAGGCCAUUGGUGAAAACCCCCGUGGAUUACAUCGACUUGCCUUAUUCCUCGUCCCCGAGUCGCAGUGCCACUGUGAGCCCGCAGUGUACUAGUCACAGCAAGCUCAUCAUGCCAGCCCCUUCAUCUCUACCCCACCCCCGCCGCGCCCUGUCCCCUGAGAUGCACGCCAUCACCUCCGAGUGGAUCUCUCUGACUGUCGGGGUCCCAGGCAGGCGUUCUCUGGCUGUGACACCACCCUUGCCUCCUCUGCCUGAGGCUUCUGUCUAUGACAUGGACCGCUUAGCCUUGUCAGCAAGGGCCCGCCCCUCCCUGCCACUCAGCCUCCCCUAUUCAAGUUGGUCAGAUCACUCCACCCUGUGCUCAGUGGUCUCCCCGACGGCCCUGCCUCCACCCCACAAAGCCUACUCACUGGCACCCAGUGCCCAGGCUCCUCUUCACGUCAAUGGAAAUGGUGGUAUUCACAUCCGCCAAGAUGGCUUCUCCCAACCACCACUUGGGAACUCUGAUAGGGUCAUCUCAGAGCUUAGUGACGCCUUUAGCAGCCAGAGCAAGAGACAGCCCUGGCGAGAAGAUGGACCGUAUGACAGGAAAGCAGAGAGCGAGGCAGGUGAGAGAUGCCCUGGUGGACCCAAGAUCUCUAAGAAGAGCUGCUUGAAGCCUUCAGACGUGGUCAGGUGCCUGAGUUCUGAGCAGAGACUCUCAGAGUUCCACACUCCUGAGGACAGUCAGUCCUGCAAGCCUCUGGGUAGCACCUUCCCAGCCUGGGAAGCUGGGCCAUCAGAGCUUCACAGAGGUAUCGAGGCUGACAGGAAGGCUGCUCAGAGUGGUGUGAGCCAGCCUUCUCAUCAUUCAUUGAGCGCAGGACCUGAUCUCACAGAAUCUGAAAAGAACUAUGUGGAAGCGGUUUGCAAUGAGAUCAUAAACAUUGCCGAGAAAUCUGUUCAUUACUGCAGCACUGUCUCUCAUCCCCUUGACUUGCAUCACAAGGUACCCCCUUCUGACAAUAAAUCAUCUUUAAUCAUUUCUCAGCAACCUCAAGCCCAGCAGCGAAGAGUCACCCCAGACAGGAGUCAGCCCUCACAGGAUUUAUGUAGCUACCAAGUGUUAUAUAGUUAUGUGCCCCAAAACGAUGAUGAGUUGGAACUCCGAGAUGGAGAUAUUGUUGAUGUCAUGGAAAAAUGUGACGAUGGAUGGUUUGUUGGCACUUCGAGAAGGACGCGGCAGUUUGGUACUUUUCCAGGCAACUAUGUAAAACCUUUGUAUCUAUAAGAAGACUGAAAAGCACAGAGAUUAUUUUUUAUCAGAGGAUGAAGCAUCACUCAUGAACUUGUCUCUUUAAAUAUGGAGUCAGUAGGAAAACUAACACAGUUGGUAAAGAAAGCAUUCAAAGAGAAGAACAGAGGCGUGUGUUUAAAACGCACUGUGUAUCAGGGAUUAACUAUCUGCUGAAGACAUCUGUAUUUACAUGGCUGCUUCUGGAUGCUGCUCUAGCCCUCCUGCUUGGGGAAUCUGAUCUGGAGUAGUGUCUGUGAGCAACAUUAGCCAAAGGGGAAAAAAAUUGUGCCCAGUCUUUACCCACUCCCAUUUCAAAGGGGUCCCUUAGGGCUAGGUAAGUCAGUCCCCAUCCGUGUUCCACGGGCCCCAAGCCUGAGCAUCGUCGACAACUCCUGGCUCUCCCAGAGCCAGCAGACCUCAGCACUGCUGGAGGCUGCUCUGGGUGGUUGCUUUCCUUCAACGCCAUGGCUGGAUGAGGCCCAGGUGAAGAAAUGGAGGCAGAUCAGGUGCCCUAACACUUAGCCUUCUGGGUAACAUUGCCCUGAUAUUCAGACAGAAAGCCAUGUCAUGUUUGUCCUGAGCUUGGGGGCAGGUGGCCAGGCAGAUGGGUUACAUUUGUGUUUCCUCAUGAUUAAACCAGGCACCUUGGGGCUCUGGAAGUCGCUUGGAGUGUGUACCUUCCCUGGUCACUCCCACUGGCUAGCCAGAGUUGGCUGUGCCUUUCUUCUCUGGCUUAGUAUGGGCUUGAUACACUUGAGCCCAUGGAAUACAGCCUGGGUUCCAGUCUCCUAGGUCUCCUGGUCUCUUAGCACGUAGAUGCAAGCUGACUACAGGUGCACUGUGAGUAAGACACUCCCGACCUAGGAGGGACCCUGUGCCUGCUGUGUUGCCUAUGGUGGAAUUUGACUGCCACCCAGAAUGUUGUCUUCUCUGGUCCUUCCCCUUCCUCCUCUCCACCGCAGGCCAGGGAGUCCUGGUGCAAUGGUAUGGGGCAGCAGUUCUCUUCUCCUACUGGUGGCAGCUGUGAGUCUGUCCUCUGUGAGCCCUGGUUGAGAGGAGGGGACCCUUUGACCCCUGGGAGUUUAGUCAGCACUUUGCUACUCUAUUAGAUCCCUAGUUGGCACAAGGAUAAGUGUGGCCUGUUCCUCGAGCGGAGCCUGCAGGGCCUCAGCUAAGUGGACAACAUAGGACAAGCCCAAUCUAGAGAGACUGUGAUACGUGCAGAGGGUGUGAGAGGAAGGGAUGGAUGCAUUUCUCCUGAGGGGGACCCUAGAGGGCAGUUUAUGUCUGCAAAUACUGGGAAUUUUUUUUUCCAGAGUCUGGUAUCCUACCCACAAAUACAUGCACCAGGUCACAAAUACCAGGACUUGUAGGUGAUAGGGGCAUACUGGAACCCUGGCUCUUUGCCUGUAGUUCAGAAUCACCCUAACCACUAUACUGUCCCAAAGUCUGGAGUCUUUACAGGUCAGCAGCAUUGACUGCCUGCUGUCUUAGAUAGAAUGGGCCCUAACUCUCUCUCCCCCUCCCAACCACCACUCAAACCAUCACACCCAUCAGCCACAAUUCUCCGAGGAGACUCUUGGGGAAAGAAACUGCCACUGAUCGAUUCACACUGAAAUAUAAAUGGUUGAUGGGGAAAUAAAUGUGUUGCCUCUUCCCGGAAACAUCCUUUUUAACCGACAGAGGGAAUCCCAAGGGGAAAUGGAACGGAACGGAAAGGGUAGAAGCUUCCUGGGCAGAAAGACCUGAUGAGUCUGUGACCUGCUGCUGCUCUGCAAGCUCAGCUUCCCCAGCCUGCUGCACUGAUUUCUGUUUUGACUUUGCCCCUCGCAAGGGAACAUAGGAAAAAUAAAUAAAAAUGCCUAUGUACGUUUUUUUACUCUUUUGGAAUGCGGUCCUCCCUCUCUCCUAGAUGCCAACCAUGACUAGUGCGAUUGUAUCUAAAUUUCCUGAGGGGUGUUUUUUGAUUAAGUAGGUAAUGUCAAACACCCCCUUUAAAUACAGCUAGAAAAUAAAACCAUUUUAUAAAAGCCACCUGUGCAUCCCCGUGAGCCUCGCACAGAGCACCUCUCCAAAUCCAGGUAUGCCAUCUUCAAUAAAAUCUCUCCCACUUCCGACGUAUGAAAAAAAAAAGAGGGGAGGUUUCCAGUUGCUCUUUUGUCUUCAGACAUUUAGUAAUAUAAAGUACCUAUUUUUAUGCUGAAAUGUUUAUACAGGUUUAUUAACAGCAAGCGCAACUAAUUGGCGACAUGCCGUGCAACUCGUUUUGAUAUAUUAGCCGUGCUUCCAGGGAAAGGCAAGCCCCAAACUACUCACCUUUUGCAGUCUCUCUGGGAUCAGGAAAAGAAGAAAAAAAAAUCACAUGUUUGAGAAGUGGGACUGUAAAUAUGUAAUGUAUAUUUAACUUUGUGUAGCCCAUGUACCUACCUUGUAUAGAAAAGUAAUUUUUAAAACUUGAGCAGAAAGGGAGUGAAAUGAGGGAGCCAUGAAGGUUUUUUUCCCCCUACUUUUAUUUAAAUGAAGGAAUUUCAAUUAAUUCACCUGCAGACUUUUAGCACAAAAAUAUUCCUUGAAAAUUGUUAACAUACUCAAGUUUUUCUCCGGGGAAGAGAAGACAACUAUAAUAUCAUUUAGUUUUCUUUUUUGCGGUUCUAUUUAUCUGCAGUAGUAUUAAGUCAUAUUGCUGGAAUAGGUUACUACAAAAAAAAAAAGAUAUUAUUGAGAAAAACUAAAACUGAUCUCUGUAACCCUGGAAAGUAUUGCAUUUAAAUCGUCACACCAAGCGCAUGUACGAUGCAGACACAGGUUUUUCUGUUCAUUUAUUUUUUUUCCUUAUUGCAGUGGAUUGAUUUGAUAGACAUGUUGAGUUACUACUUUGCUGUACAUAUUAUUUAAUAAACUUUAUUCAGAAUUGCGUGGCA
This is a messenger RNA of Apodemus sylvaticus (European woodmouse), 8365 nucleotides long. It is a transcript of the gene Sorbs1, whose product is annotated as sorbin and SH3 domain containing 1. The transcript has 33 exons. The record is from RefSeq and is a predicted model, not a curated record. Gene Ontology annotation, cellular component: nucleus; cytoplasm; cell-substrate junction. Gene Ontology annotation, biological process: cell-substrate adhesion. Gene Ontology annotation, molecular function: protein binding. The coding region runs from base 372 to 5438 and encodes 1688 amino acids. Lineage: Eukaryota; Metazoa; Chordata; Mammalia; Rodentia; Muridae.